UCCCUAUUGAUGAAGAACUCAACAAGUUUUUUGGGUGGGGUGACGAUCGCUCAAGGUGGUGUUCUGCCCAACGACUGAGAAGAAAGAGAAGAAGAAGACUUGAUAGUACAUGGAUUAUACCCCUUCAUCCAAAAAUGGCCGAAACUAUGCUGGAAGAUUCUACCGACUCCUGGAAAUACGUCAUCCUUCUGAGUAAAUUUGUGCUUCUCUUCGUUGAUGGCGGGAUCGCCAAGUCUUUUGGAGUCCUCAUCCCCGGUGUCGUCGUCCGGUACGACAGUGACUUUGGGACCGUUGCCUUAGUUUUGAGUCUACCCAGCACGAUGAUGUACUUUACCGUUCCCAUAGCCACACUCUUGAUGAAAGUGAUGACGCCGCGGACAAUGGGGAUGAUUGGCGGACUGUUGAGUGCAGUGCCCAUUAUCUGUGCUCCUUUGGCUCAAUCAAUCUACAUCCUUGGGAUGAUGUUGGCUGUAACAGGUUUCGGCAUGGCUCUUACAUUUUUCCCGAUAAUGGUGUCCAUCAACGACUACUUCGCUAAGUCGUUCAUCUUCUCAAACACCCUGACCCUCUUCGGAACGACGUGCGGGGCUUUUCUGGUCCCUGUCAUUAUAGAGAGGUCUUUGGAAGCCUAUGGAUACAACGGUGGAUUUCUCAUCCUGGGCGGCAUUGCUCUUCACGCCGUGGUUUGCGGUGCUGUCAUCAGACCACCUAGGGAUAGGAACAUAGACAACGUGAGACCCUCCGCCGAAGGAGAAGGAGAUUCAUUGAUAGUAGUCCAACCAGCUGAGUCAACUGAGAUUGAUGUACUAGCUGUAGGUGAGACUUCAACAGCCUUGACAGAAUUGAACGAGCAAGACUCGAAGUCCAAGAAUGAUACAAUGGCGAGGUCGUCAAGUAGCACAAGUUGGCGGUGCUCAUGUGAUUCAUUUACGUCAACACUGACAUCAUUCAUUUUCUUCCAGGAACCAUAUUACACCCUCAUCGCUCCGGCCAUAAUCUUACAAUGUUUUGUGAUGGCCGCUUGGAUGCUGUUUCUCGUACCUCACGCAGAAGAAGCGGGAAUUGAACGAUCCAAUGCAGUCUUUCUCUUCACUAUAGCCGGCAUCAGCGGUAUAUUUGGCCGCAUCUUGUACCUAGUCCUUCUACACUUUAAAUGUGACAAUACCAUUAUCUUCUGUUUCACUUGCACAAUCAGUGCAAUCUCGUGUUUUAUUGACUCUGUCAGUUCCAGCUACAUUUUCCUAGCAGCAAUGGCACUCAUUCAAGGUACCACCUUCUUCAUUUUAGACUGUCUUCCACACGCGAUGAUGAAGCUAUCUGUUCGAAAUGAAGCGAACAUUCCUAGAGCCAUUUCACCAAAUCUAUUACUAGUCGGGAUAGGUGUAAUAACAGGAGAUGCUUUAUCGGGUUAUAUCUAUGACGUCACAUCGUCGUUUGGCACGGUAUUUGUAGUGUACGGUGCACUUCUUGUCCUCAUCACGGUCAAUCUGGUGAUCUUUAAGCUGAAUUUUCGACGCUGGUCUCGUGAGUAAAAAUAACUGCCAAACAAUAUGAUGACGUUCCAUUUCGAAAUAUCAGACAUCACUCAGGAAUGGAAUCAUCAGUGGUGGUAUUCAGUGUGAACGCAUUGCGCAGUUAAUUAAUGAAUCAAUCCUGCCAGGUAGCCAUUUACUACACCUGGGUCUAAAAAGGCAUCUAUAAAUAAAAUACCUUUUAUAAAGACGAUUGCACCAAGCAGUCCUGGCACCAAGCAAGGACUCAAACCCGCACUCUUUCAGCUGAAACUAACUGAACAUAUCUCAGUACAACAAUGCUUCUACAUGUAUAUGCUACAUGUAUAUAUACCUUCAUUAGACACUCUGAUAAAUUGAAAUUUCUAGUUAAACUAUGGUCAUUAUAUUUUAGAAUGACGAACACGACG
This is a messenger RNA of Strongylocentrotus purpuratus (purple sea urchin), 1921 nucleotides long. Its product is annotated as monocarboxylate transporter 3-like. Bases 135 to 1532 code for a protein of 465 amino acids. Gene Ontology annotation, biological process: transmembrane transport. The record is from RefSeq and is a predicted model, not a curated record. Gene Ontology annotation, molecular function: monocarboxylic acid transmembrane transporter activity. Lineage: Eukaryota; Metazoa; Echinodermata; Echinoidea; Camarodonta; Strongylocentrotidae. The transcript is spliced from 4 exons.